This is a messenger RNA of Rhipicephalus sanguineus (brown dog tick), 2472 nucleotides long. RefSeq names its product neprilysin-2. Gene Ontology annotation, biological process: protein processing. Gene Ontology annotation, molecular function: metalloendopeptidase activity. The coding region runs from base 1 to 2472 and encodes 823 amino acids. Lineage: Eukaryota; Metazoa; Arthropoda; Arachnida; Ixodida; Ixodidae. The record is from RefSeq and is a predicted model, not a curated record. The transcript has a single exon. Gene Ontology annotation, cellular component: plasma membrane.
AUGUCCGUCGUCGCUGCGAGUCUCCGCGGCGACGAAGACUUCGAAGGGGACGACAUCGGGGAGGCCAGCGUCGCGGACUCCUCGCGUUCGGAGGAUCUGUCGGGCUCGGCAUCGCCACCGCCGGAGUCCAAAUGCACGACUGUCCAGACACGGUCGCGGUCGCAGAUCCUGGUGGCCCGCUCACCAAGCCGCCUGCCCUACCUGGCCGUGUGCAGCGUGGGCCUCCUCACGGUCCUCGUGGGCGUCGCCGUCACCACGUACAAGCUGCACACGGGAGGCGCCAUCAUGACGCUGUUCAACAACACGAUGGCCAUGAUGCGCCGCGUCGGGAACGUGUCGGAGACGGGCGACGGCAGCAUCCUGGCCAGCGCGGACGGCCGGUACCUCGCCAGGCACGAGAGCAAGCUGUUGCUGAGCCAGUCCAGCUGCCGGAGCGACGCGUGCAUCUGGGCGGAGAACUACCUGCGCGGCCGGCUCAACUCCAGCGUCAACCCGUGCUCCGACUUCUACGCGUACGUGUGCUCCAGGCACUGGACGUCGCGGGAGCUGGACCUGCAGUCGAGGGCCUACCACGAGAGAACGGUCGGCAUGAUGAUGACGGACGUCGAGAAGUAUUUCCGGCAAUACCUCAAGGAGAACGAGGAGCGCUACCACAAGUACCCCGGCGUGUUCCUGCAUCAAGCCAUUGCCCUGCUGCCCAAGUGCCAGUCCGAAGAGAAGAACGACAAGAACCUCAAGUCGCUCCGCAGUCUCCUGGAGGAGUACAACCUCGGCGGCUGGCCGUUCAAGAAGGCGCCGCGCGGUUCCAACGUCGUCACCAUCUCGGCGUUCGUUGAUCGCGACCUGGGCGUCUUCGCUUUCGCCAAGGUGUUCCUGCGAAAGUCCUUUGAGGACGACCGCGGCUACACAGUCUACAUAGACGCGCCCAGCUUGACGAUCAAGAGGUACAACCUGGCGCAUCUCGAAGAAUCACCGGAGAACUUCACUGAGAAGGUAGCCCUCGCGCUAUCCCUCCUUGACAAGAAGCAAGACAUGUCCGAACAAGCGGAAGCGAUAUCCCUCCUGGAGAAGAAACUCCAAAGCGUUAUCGGUGCGCCGCGCUUCGUUGAUUUCCAGGAGAGGAUCAAGCGCGUCGGACAACUUGACCGCAAGGGAAAGUGGGACUGGAAAGAGUACCUCACCAUCCUCUUUCAAGAUAUCGAGACUUUCGACAACGACAAGCCAGUGGCUGUGAUCAACAACGAGUACAUCAGCAAACUGGCCGUCAUCCUUAACGAGACAGACACAGUGACUCUUUUGAAUUACCUGGGCUACCGCAUCGUGGUGCACCUGUCGCCUCUUCUGGCCAAGGUUGCUAGCCCGCUGCUGCGCCUGAGUCACGACGACUACCUAGAGUUUGUGCCGGACCGGCUUCAGGCUUGCAUGCACUUGCUAGAGCGACUAUACAAGCAAGGCAUGCGUUUCUUCGGCAGGAUGACCUUCAGCAAGACCAACUCGACGCUUCUUUUGAAGCACUACGACUACAGCAUGUCCAUCCUCGAGCCGCAGCUCAAGAGCAGCAUGACCGAUCGCCUCCUCUCGUCUUCGUCGUGGCUGGACCGUUCGGCGAUCGGCAUUGGCGUCGACAAGAUCGAGAACAUGCGCCUCGUUUUCCUGGGCAGCACGGAAGACAUCAACACAGUCGCCAGCUACUACAACUUCAACGCUCAGCCCUUGGAUCCAAGUCACCUUGUAGAGAGCUUUCGCGACCUCCAGGCCGGAACUAGGAACGUCUACUGGGAGACCAAACCACCCAAGGACGACCUCGACGCUAGGUAUGACCACACGGCCCUUACACCGGGGCACGAGUACUUCUUCGGCCGCAACGUUCUCUUCAUUCCACACGCCAACAUCGCCUUCCUCAACGACAUCGCCAAAAGUAUUGAGCCGGUUCUCUUCCCACUUAUCCUCGCUGAAGUCUUCCGAGGCAUGUUCGGUGCCGUGGACAGGCGUGGAGCAACAGUGGACCACAAUCUCGCAGUGGCCACUUGGUGGAACACCGAUGAGAUGAGCAAGUUCUCGCAGCUUGAGCUCUGCUUUCAGGACCAGUACUACGUCGAGAUACGUGAGCUCAUCGGGGACAACUUCGAGGCCAAGACGAGGCUAGAAGAGAACAUCGCGGAUAACGCCAUCAUGGGUCCGCUGCAUGACACCUACAUGAAGGUCCUCAUGUCUCGGGACGGGGCUGAGAGGCUUAAGAUCUCCGUUGACGAUCGGCAACUGGACAUGGAACAACUGUUCUUCAUAAUGUAUGCCGUGGGGCUGUGCGACAACCCGAACCGCGAUGCUUGGGUGCGGAAGCUGAAGUUUGGCGAGAUACCUGGCAAGCUGCGGGUCAACAUUCCGCUCAUGAACUUCGCGAAGUUUUCGUCUGCCUUCGGCUGCGCUUCAGGCAUGACCAUGAGCCCCACACGCAAGUGCACUGUCUGGUGA